Molecule: messenger RNA, 1678 nt
Organism: Myotis myotis
Lineage: Eukaryota; Metazoa; Chordata; Mammalia; Chiroptera; Vespertilionidae
Product: basic proline-rich protein-like
Exons: 3
Coding region: 1-1074 (357 amino acids)
Source: RefSeq, a predicted model, not a curated record
AUGGAGGAGGAGAGGCGAGGAGAGGGGAGGGAGCGCGGACACGCGAAAGGGCCGCCCCGCCGCGGCGAGCGAGCGGGAUGGAGGGGGGCGGGGGGGGCGGGCGGAGGCGGUGCCACGGCGCGCACACUCGCACACACGCGCUCCCACUCCACCCCCGGGCGCUCCCCGCCCAAGGGGCCGCGCGGCGGCGGCGGCGGGGAACGGUGCAACCUGUUGGCGACGCUCGGCAACUGCACGGGUGUCCGCAGCCCCUGCCCCCACGCCCUCCGCGCGGGCCCCUCCACCCCGGCCCCGACAGCGCCUGCACGCCCGCGGCCCCGGCGUGGCCCCGCCCGGGCACCCCGCCACCGCCCCCGGGCCGCGCGGGGGUGGUCCUCGCCCACCGGACCCCCAGGAAAAAGGAGAGGAGGCGGGGGCGGACCUAGUCUGUCAGCGAGCGCUCGGCAGGGAAACCGAGUUCCUCUAGUUUCUCUUCGGCCUCCUCCCCGCCCCCGCCCAGCUCCGCGACUCCCGACCCACUCGGGAGCUCGCCCUGUCCCUCGGCCGCAAUCGCCGCCGGCGCCCCUGCGGCUGACAGCGGGCUGGCGAGGGGGGCCUGGGCGCGGCCCGCAGGAGCCGCGGGGGUGGUCCGCGCCGCCGCCCCUACCCGCCCCACCCCCCCACCGGCCGAGUUGUGCGAAGUGUGUCACUGAGCGCGGGGCCACGGGGUGGCACGGAAACGGUGCCCCGGCGUCUCAGCCGCGCUCCGGGCCGGCCAGCCCGACACGCCCUCUGGGGAGGCCCCGGGGAGAGCAGGACCGAGGAGGGGGUGGGCGCAUACGGACUCUGGGCCCGGGGGCAGUGGCGUGCCGGCAGGUCCCCGACCCCCGCAUCGUCUGGGCGGCCGGGUCUGCACCCGCCGCCGCGCUCGCCCCCGGAGAGAAGUUGCCAGCAGAACCCACCCUCCCCCGCGUCCGGCCGGCCCCCACCCUCUUCUCCGAGUCUCCCAGGCGGCGGCGGCGGCGGCGUCGGCAGAAGGAGGCUCUGCCUGCCAAGUUCAGCCCCCACCCUCCCUCCCAGCGCGCUCACUCUUGAAGGAAGUUGCACGCCAGAAGCAAAACCUCCAGCGAGCUGCAUUUCUUUGCACUUUUUUUUUUUUGCAUUAUUUUUAAGGAAAGCUGGGGGUGGCAGGCCUAAAAGCAAGUUGCAGGCGAAAUAGUGACAGCGCUGGCCAACUCCCGCCGGGGGCGGAGGCUGCCGCGGCUCCACCUCGUCUGUGCCCGGAGCGCGGCGCAGCCACUCUCUCCGCAGGCCGCGCGGAUUCGGACGCGGCCGCCUCUGCUCUGACAUCUUCCAGAGGAGCGGCAGGCGGGUGCCGGAAGCCGCCGCCGCCAUCUUGGAAGAAGGGAGAACCUGGAUAAGUUGAGAUGAAUGUGUUGAGUAGUGUUGGUGAAGAGAGAUCCUGUUGAAGAAAGAUCACAGCUUAUACCACAUUCAUUCCCACCUCCACUGUUGUUUAUCACAUAUUUCCUUUUACAUAAGGACACCUCCUUGUGACUUAUUUUCUUAUAGCUCAUAAUUCCUUGUCAUGGUUCUAGUUUUAUUUAUUGUAUCUUUCUGUCUCCCCACAAACAUACUUUAAAUCUAUGAUGUUAAAUGUAAAUUGGAAUAAAAUAAAUUAUCAUGUUUGUAUAAAUCA